AUGUCUCGGUCGGCCCAGCGUCUCCCCUCUGGUCCCCGUCAACAGCAGCACAAAGACCCGAGAGCCAAACAGAUGAGAACAGGUUUCUCCCUGAAUGUCGUCCUCACGCCCCCAUCACGAGCCCAGGAGGACCGGGGCCCUCCGCCGCCGCCGUCCUGUCAUGACAUCAUGGGCCUUAUUAGACACAGCUCUGCCCUCUCCACACUCCGCACUCCUCGAUCUGUGUUCUGGCUCGGCCUCAGCUGCAGACCCAGACGUGAACCGCCCCAGGGUCUGAUCCUGUCAUCAGUACAGCUCCUCAUGCACCUGGUAUCUCCUGCACUGGUGCAUGAGCCAGCUGGCAUGGACAAGCAGCAGGAGAACUUACCAUCAGACUCAAAGAACAGUGCUUUUAAGAAACAGCCGCAAUGGAAGCAAUAG
Knipowitschia caucasica is the source of this 420-nucleotide messenger RNA. The record is from the annotation of a GenBank genome assembly. NCBI's taxonomy places the organism in Eukaryota, Metazoa, Chordata, Actinopteri, Gobiiformes, Gobiidae.